AUGGCUCCGGGCACCCGCCCCUCCACCGGCGCCCCCAGGCGGGGGCACGGCGGCGGCCCCGCAGGGCCGCGGGAGGUCCCCGGGGAGCGGCGCCCGCCAGCGCUGGUGCCCAACCCCCUGCACGCCAAGACGCGGCUGUGCAGCUUCUUCGCGGCCGGCGCCUGCCUGAGGGGCGCGGGCUGCAGGUUCGCCCACGGCAGCACCGAGCUCAAGGCGCUCCCAGACUUCACGAGGACGCAGCUCUGCCCCGCCGUGCGUGCCCACGGCGCCUGCCGGGCCCCCGCCUGCGCCUUCGCCCACUCCCGGGCCGAGCUCCGCCCGCGCCUGGACGACCGGGCGCCGCCCGCGGCCUGCGGCCUCGGCGGGCGCGCCCCGAGCCCCCGGCGAGUGGACGGGCGCGUGGCGCGCUGGCGCGCGGAGGCCCCGUCCGCGGGGCCCGCCGGGGCGCCGAGGAUGCGCGGCCGGGCCGGCGGCGGCCUGGCGAGCCUGGGCGCCGGGGCGCUGCGCCUCGGGGGCGGCAAGUGCAGCCGCGGCGGGUCCCCGAGCAGCACCCGGGCGAGCGGGCCGAGCUCGGAGGGGUCGCUGCGCUCUCGCCAGGUCUCGGCCGCGUCCGACGGCCAGCUGCCGGAGUGCACGGGGCCGGGCGUGGAGAGCCAGGGGGGGGGCAGCGGCCGCGUGUUGUGGAGGCUCGAGGUGAAGAACACGUUCCUCACGGUGGUCCACCACAUUCCCGCGGAGGCGGGCCCGAGCCGUAGCUUGUCCUGUCCGGCGGCGCUGCGCCAUCGCUGA
This is a messenger RNA of Prorocentrum cordatum, 789 nucleotides long. NCBI's taxonomy places the organism in Eukaryota, Dinophyceae, Prorocentrales, Prorocentraceae. The record is from the annotation of a GenBank genome assembly.